Molecule: messenger RNA, 1722 nt
Organism: Naegleria lovaniensis
Lineage: Eukaryota; Heterolobosea; Eutetramitea; Acrasida; Naegleriidae
Exons: 6
Coding region: 1-1722 (573 amino acids)
Biological process (GO): carbohydrate metabolic process; glycosaminoglycan metabolic process
Cellular component (GO): lysosome; membrane
Molecular function (GO): beta-N-acetylhexosaminidase activity
Source: RefSeq, a predicted model, not a curated record
AUGCAUCUCUCUAGAAAAGGCUAUGCCUCAUCCUGCUCCGUGUGGAUUAUCAUCAUGAUGAUGGCAGUAUUUAUGAGUGUCGUUUUUUCCGAGAAGGUUUCAUCACAAACGACAAAUACAUUCAAGAUUUGGCCACUUCCAGAGCAAUAUUCCACUGGAUCAAUUAUUGGAAUUAUUCCUAAUUGGAAGAGUUUUAAUAUUGUGUUUCAGGAAAAUCCACUGAGCCAAGGUGAUUAUGACAUUAUUUCUGAUGCCUUGACUAGAUAUGGGUCAAUGAUUUUCUUCUCUGAGAAUGUAGAUUCUUCAUCGAAUUGUCCUGACUCUUUCAACCAUACGACUGUUUUUUGUGUAACACAGGCUGUGUUAACUGUCAAUUAUCCAAGCAAGGAUAUGAUCCCAGAGCCUUAUCUUGGAAUGGAUGAGAGCUAUAUAAUUAACAUUAAUCCCUCUCAAGGAUAUGCCCAAUUAACAGCAAAUACAGUGUGGGGCGCUUUGCGUGCUUUGGAAUCCUUUUCACAAUUAAUUACACCAGUCGAUAACUUGAAUGGAAUUAGCUUUGGCAAGAAAUACUAUACCUUUGGAGAGUUGUUGCCAAUUGUUGUGAAGGACUCACCACGUUUUAAAUGGAGAGGCUUUCUAGUGGAUACUGCACGUCACUAUUAUUCGGUAAAGAAACUCUUGCAAAUUAUUGACUCUCUUGCCUACAUUAAGAUGAAUGUAUUCCAUUGGCAUAUUGUUGAUGCUCAAAGCUUCCCUUUGGUUGUGAAUGGCUAUCCAGAUUUAAGUGGAAAGGGAGCAUACCAAAAACAAGCGAUCUAUAGUGGAGAAGAUAUUCUUGCCAUCAUUGAAUAUGGUCGAAGAAGAGGUGUUAGAGUUGUUCCAGAAAUUGACGUACCAGGUCAUGCUGGUAGUUGGGGAUUUGGCUAUCCAGAAAUUACAGCCAACUGUCCAAGCUAUGCACACAAUAUCAAUAAUAUCCCUCUCAACAUAGCAAAUCCAAAGACUUACGACGUGUUAGCUGCAGUUGUCAAACAGCUCACCCUCAGUGGAUUUACAGAUAAGUAUUAUCAUUUUGGAGGUGAUGAACUAGUGAUGGGUUGUUGGCUUGAGGAUCCUGCAAUUAGAAACUUUAUGAAGCAAAAAGGAUUUACUCAACCAGUUCAAUUACUCUUCUACUUUGAGGACAUGUUAAGGAACAUUUAUUUACCAUUGAAUAAGACAAUGAUUUGUUGGGAAGAACUUGCCCUCGAGUACGGUUAUUCAGUUCCCAAAGACACGAUCGUGCAUGUUUGGAAAGAACGUAAAACCCUACUAGAUGUUGUGAAAAUGGGUUAUCAAACCUUGUUGAGCGGAGGGUGGUAUCUUGACCAACAAAUUCCAAACCGUAAUCAAACAUUUUAUGAAUGGGUGGAUACUUGGAUUAAUUUCUAUCUCAAUGAUCCAACUGAGGGGUUCGGUAUGCCAGAAUCUCAAAAGAAGCUUGUACUUGGAGGUGAGGGAGCUAUGUGGAGUGAGCAAGUGGACGAUGCUAAUUUUGACUCACGUGUCUUUCCUCGUACUCUUGCAAUUGCUGAAAGAUUAUGGAGUCCAAGCUCUGUAACCGAUGUCACCAGUGCAAGAGUUAGAAUGGAGUAUGCUCGCUGUAAUGUAUUGGUUCGAAGAGGUGUUGCUUGCGGUCCAGUCAUGCCAGGUUAUUGCCAAGCAACCUAUGACAAUUUUUAA